AUGCACCGCAAAAAGGUCGCGGUGGCAGCAAGCCCAGAGGAGAAGAGCCGCAGCGGCGGCCGGGGAGGGAAAUGCACCGCAAAAAGGUCGCGGUGGCAGCAAGCCCAGAGGAGAAGAGCCGCAGCGGCGGCCGGGGAGGGAAAUGCACCGCAAAAAGGUCGCGGUGGCAGCAAGCCCAGAGGAGAAGAGCCGCAGAGAAGAGCCGCAGUGGCGGCCGGGGAGGGAAAUGCACCGCAAAAAGGUCGCGGUGGCAGCAAGCCCAGAGGAGAAGAGCCGCAGCGGCGGCCGGGGAGGGAAAUUCACGACAAGAACUAA
Volvox carteri f. nagariensis is the source of this 315-nucleotide messenger RNA. RefSeq lists its product as uncharacterized. The transcript is spliced from 2 exons. The record is from RefSeq and is a predicted model, not a curated record. Lineage: Eukaryota; Viridiplantae; Chlorophyta; Chlorophyceae; Chlamydomonadales; Volvocaceae. Bases 1 to 315 code for a protein of 104 amino acids.